AUGUUCAGUAAUAUUGACACUUUGUAAAACAUUGCGAUACUAUAUGGACAUUUUUAUUUAAUUUCCAGAAACUUCGUCUGCCUGUUCAACGAUAAUAUGUGAUAAUGGUUCUUAUCUACUGAAGGCUGGUUUUGCUGGCGAUGAUUUUCCUCGUGCAAUUAUCCCUACUAUAGUCGGAACACCCCGGAAACAAGUCAGAAAUAAUUAUUUAUAAUUUAAUUAAAAAAUAAUAACAAUAACGAGUCUGCAUGACUGCAUAAUAUGAUUAUAAUUAGGUAAAUCAAUUAUUGAUUUUGUUUAGAUGAAUAUUACAGGAUACGGACUGAGAGCGAUGUAUGCUGGUGAAUUUGCCGUAGAAAAUAUUGGCAUUUUGGAUAUUAACCGUCCAAUUGUGUACGAUGACAUACAGGAUUGGGACGCUAUGGAAAAUAUUUGGUACCAUAUGUAUUACGAAAAUUUGCUUGUACCACCGGAAGAUUUUAAUAUUUUACACACCGAGGGAAUUAAUAAUCCAAUAGAAAACCGUAAAAAACUUAUGGAGGUUAAAUUUUGUUUUUAUUUAUCCAUAAUAAGAAGUUCAGAGAGUUAUAGCUAGUAAGAAAAAACAAUUUAAAGUUAGCAGCAGAACAGGAAGUAAGGUGAUUGGGUAGAGUAAAAAAGAGAUUUUAAAGAAUGUUCAAGGAAGCUGAAAGAAUGGUAAGAAAAACAAAGUUAAAGAAAUAGAUGAAGAGUUGUAUGAGACACCAGGAACGAAGGAAUAGCGAGGUGUUCCGGGUACAUUAUUAACAAACCGGGUACCAAGUAUUAACCGAGUAAUAAUUUAUACAAAUGCCAUGUACUGAGUACUGAGUAGUCGUUGAGUACAGAAUAUGAUAUCGGGUACCCGGUUAGGACUCGAUGGCUGGGUACCCGGAACAUCUCUGUAAAGCAAGGUGAAAUAGAAGUUUAUCGAUUAGCCAAGGUUAGAUAAAAACGGUCUAAGGAUUUCAACUACGUAUGGUGUAUAAAAAAUGAAAAUAGACGGGUAUUAAUGAAUGGAUAUAAAAGAGAUGAAAAGAGUAUUUUGAAAAUGGCUGAAUGAGCAGUAAGCAAGAAAAAUUGUAUGGUGUGUUUCGUUAAGCAAAGGUCUGAUAAGUUUAAUGAGAGAGAAGGAAGUGUAAUGGGCUGUGAAAGCAAUACAAAUUUAAAAAAGCGAUGGAUCCAUAUAGUGUACCAGUGGAAGUGUGGUAAAUGUUAGAGGAACUAGGUAUAGGCUAGUUAAAAGAUUUGUUCAAUAAUAAGGUGUUAAUAGAAGGGAAAAGUACAGACGAGUGGACGUCUGUGAAGUUGGUCACCUGACUUUGUCCUAUCAAUUUCAGAUCAAUUUCAAAAUUUAGGAACCUUUAAGUAAAUAAUUGUAACCGACAUCAAACAGUUUGUAACCAAACAGUUUCCGAGAGAAAAUUCAAUUUCCAUUUCAGGGAGCUAUAAUUUUAUUAAGAUCUUAUUAACGUCAUAGUACGAUUUAGAUACACAAGUGAACUUCGUAGCACAGCAUUAGUAGACAUCAAUCCUACCCAUACAAAAAAUUUGUUGAUUUAUUGUUUCACAACUUUCAAAUUUUGUUGGACAUUAUUUUCACUGGUGGGCCAAUUUUCAAUUUUGCGCUGCUAAGUUAACGCCAGCAGUUAACUGUUUGCUGAAACCUAUUUUAAAUUCAGUGUAGCGAAGAAUGUGUUGGUUUUACUAAAAAUGUUUAUUUUUUUGUUUUUUUUUUUUUUAUCCUGUGUACGAAAAUUUGACCAUAAAUCUUUUUCAGAUAUAUACGCGCGGCACCAUUUCUGAAAGAGAAUGUUGUCCAAAUGAUACUUUUGGAAGGGGAUAUUUUAAUUUUCCAAGUGAUUUCCAUAAUAUCUGGGAAAAACCAGGAUAAAACGUAAGAAAAACGGGAAAUAUACGAAAUUAAUGCUUUUAUUAUUUUAUCAAUUUUGUUAUUUGUUGUAAUUUAGUUAAAAAUAUUCUUAGAAACUUGAAAUUUGGACAAAAAACUUAAAUUUGCUUUUUCUUGACGUGGUAAAAUUUUCAAAAUAUUUAAGCUAUUUUUAAGCUAUUUAUAGACAUUUUAAUUUUGUAAGUUUUGUAGGUAAUUUGUAUUGGUAAAAUUGUUAGACUUAAGAGAAAUACUUGAAAAUUUAACAGGAAGCUUAUUAAAUCUUACUUUGUGGUAAAAAAAAAAUUGGGUUCAAUUUAGUAUUCUUUUUAAUAAAGAAAUUUUAAUACUACAUUUUGAUGAAAAUUAUUUGAUUAAAAAAUUAUUUGGAACAAAUCUAAUUUAUCAAUUUUUUUUUUUUCGAACAUAUGUGUAUUGCCGAUUUAAGAAGGAUGGUACUAUACGAUGGACUAUACGUUUAUUGUAGUUGAAUGAUCAUGAGUACGUAUUGUCAAACUGGGGGUCAUGGGUUUGUGGAUCGUGGUUCGAUGUUUGCACUUUUUUUUCCCCUUUUAUCUAAAUAGGGAAAAACAAAUGUAUUUUAAGUGUACCUAGAGACCUAGCUAUCACUUGCUCGGACGAUUAUAAUCGAAAAUUACUCCUCGAUUUGUUGAGCAAACUUUUCUACCAGAAAUCUUACUCCCAUGUAUCAAAAGUGUAGCUCAUUUUCCGAAAGGAAAAUUUAUUUCAAUGGCUUAGGGUGGUCGUUUUUAUCAUUUUUCAAUUGGUUUUCAUAGAAACUGGGUAAAACCGGGAUAAAAUGUCGGAAAAACGUAAAAUAUAAAUAAAAAAUAUUAUGGCCUUUUUUUUGUUCUGUGUACAACUUUUCUAUCAGCAAUUUUGCUCCGAUUUACAAUAAAAUCACUUUUUUUGAAAGUAAAUUUGAUUGGGAAAAUACUUUAAGGAGGUCAUUUUUCGAUUUUCCCAUAAGUUUUCUAAGCAAAUGUGAUAAUCCGGGGAAAAACAUGGGAAAACCGGAAAAAUCGAUACAAUAUUAAACAAAUUUUAUUAAAUAAAAUAUACAAUGUUUAUUUAAUUAUUUUACCACAAUAUGACAUAUAUAUUGUUGACAAAGCAUCACUAUCAACUGAGCUCCACUCAGAAUCAAUUUUUCGUAAGCAAUAGUUUACCGUUGCAUACAUUAAAUUCCUGUCUAUAUCCUACCUUCCCAACCUCCCAUCUAUACUAGAGGCUGCACCAGUAUCCAUUAUCUUACCUUUUUUCAACACAAACCAAAUUUGAAAAACCGAAAAAAACGGGAAAAUGUACGAAAUAUACUACUACAAUACCGAUUACAAUUUUUUUUCUUGUGCACAACUGACUCACACAAUUUUUAUUUUACCUGAUAAAAGUAAUAUUUACCUUAAAGAAAAAACUAGAAUUUGAUAAUUGUAUGGUGUUUCAUCACAUUCUCCAAUUUAAUUUAUUUUAAAAUUGGGAUUUCUCGGAAACUGUGGGUUACAAACUGUUUGAUAUCGGUUACAAUUAGUUACUAAAAGGUUACUAAAAUUAUGUUGUAAGUGUGAUGUUGGGAAGGUAUAGGGGAAAUUUAAAGAAUACCUGCAAGCAACAAUAAGCCAUUGCUUACCAAAAAACGAUUUUGAGCAGAAUUCAGUUAAUAGUGAUGCUUUGUUAACAAUAUAUGUCAUUUUAUGGUAAAAAAAUUAAAUAGGUAUUAUAUAUUUUCUUUCACAGUAUUUGUUUAAUAUUGUUCCGAUUUUCCCGAUUCUCCUACAUUUUUCCUGGUUUUUUCAUAUUUUUCCAGUUUUUCGUAUUUUCUGGAAAAACUCUUGGGAAAAUCGAAAAAUAAUCUCCCUAAAGUACCUUUUUAAUCAGAUUUCCUUUCAGAAAUGGGUCUACAUCGUAUACAUUGGAGCAAGCUUUCUGGUAGAAAAAGUGUUCACAUAAAAAAAAAAAUAAUAAUAAACAUCUUAUUAAAACCAAUACAUUCUUCACUGCACUCAGAAUCUUAAAAGAAAAUUAGAAGCGAGACAUCAAUGUAUAAAAUACAGUUUGGUUUUAUGCGAGUGAAAUCGAUAAUAGAUUAAAAAUUCUGUUGAGACAGAUUAUAUAAAAGUAAAAAAAAGAAAAACAACUUAUGUAUGGCUUUUUUAGAUUUAGAGAAGUUCUAUGACAGAGUGCCGAGAGAGUUUCUAAUGUUGAUACAACCGUUCUCGUCUGGAAAAUAAUGCUCACAAUUACCGAAUGAUUGCUCUACCACUGACCUGCCUUGUACCUGACUUCUAACACUAUUUUCAAUGGACUUAAAUAAUCUAACAUCCCGGGUUUUAGCAGUUGGGGAAGAAGCCGUGUGUACAGUUGAGGGAGCAAUGUGGUGCACGAGACCGUGUCAAUGUGAAAAGAAGUUCCGAGAUUGUAUAUUAUUUUUAUAGAUGAUAUGUAUGAAGAUUCAAAUAUGGGUGUAAAAUAUGUGUAAGGAAUAAUUGAUGAUUUAUGGUUAAAUUAGGUGUGCAUCAAGUUGUCCUUGAGCCCUUACCUUUUUUCUGUUGUAAUAGAUAAAGUUACGAAGGAAAUACAAAGUAAUGUGCAAGAUGUAUGAUGUUUGUAAAUGAUAUAGUUGUAUGGGGAACAUAUCUAGAAGAAGUUAACAAAUUGAAGAAGAAGAAGAAGAUUUGUUUAUAAAAUGUUAAGAAGACUAGUGGUCUGAAUCCCCCUAAAUUAUUCUAGAUACUAUACCAUAUUAUCUAUUAGGUACAUAAUAUUGUAUUCCUUAAUAUAGUUUCGUUUUAAACAAAAAAUGUAGACGUAUAAUACGUUCAGAUUUGUUUGAUAUUUUGACUACUAACUAUAUAACUAUUACUAAGAAGGUGUCAUAUAAAUAAUGGAUACUAAAGAAGCAGAAGGAAAUAUAUCUUCAUAAUCUUCUUUAUAAAUACACCACUGAUAUCAACUAAAUUAUUCAAAAUACUAUACUUGUACUUAGUAGUAGAUUAAUCAAUUUUCCACAUACAAGCAGUAGAAAAUUUGCCACCUUUUCAUCAUUAUGAUACAGUUUUUUCUUCUGUUUUUUUAAAACAAAAAAAAAUAGAAUAUAUAAAUAUGUUGUUAGUUAAAUCAUUAUUUAUUAAAUUCAAAAGUUUAUACAAAUUGGCCAGAGAUAAAUCACGUUGUUUUAAUAUUUUUACUUUACAGAGGCGUAAUUUCGAGGAGGAUAUGGGAGAUAGAUCCCCCCUCCAUAAACAGAUAAUAUAUUGUUAUUUUAUGCAAACUGGAAGUACAAAUGCAAAUUAUCAAAACUGUUAUGAAAUUAAAAAAUUAUAAAUGUUUAAUUGUAUUGGUAGGUGUCAAAAUAUUCAUAGUUUAUUAUUAUAAUAGGUAAGCAAUAUUCUUAAUAGUUAAUGAAAAAAUAAAUAGUAAAUUUCAAUUUAAACUUUACAUACUAGACGCGUUCGAACGUAAUUAGGACGUUGUAAUUUUAAAAACACAGACGUGCCAUUUAAUAGAAAACUUCUGAGCCCUGAUGUUGAGUUAUAAAUGUUAGUAAAGGGGUGGGGGAGGGGUCGUGUAGGAUAAACCUCCCAUGAGAUCGCCAUGAGGAUUUAUUUUGAUAUCAUCCCUCCACCUUAAAACAUUCCCAACACACCACUGUUACUUUAAGAGCCAAGAUGGCCAAAUUUCGAAAUGAGAAACAUUUUAACAUACAUGAAGUCAUUUGUAGCUGUCUUAGAAAUUUAUUGAUAAUGGCUUAAAAAAGAUAAAAUAUUUUCAAUUUUCAAAAAGAUUUAUAAAAUCGUAGUCAUAAGAUAUCAAAAAAAAACUGAUUGUUAUCUCAAAACAUAUGUUCAUAUACAUGUAUUUAUUUGUACUUUUUAUACGAGUGGUAUAUUUGCAGACACCCUUAAAAUGUUGCCAUUCUAAUCAUCUGCUUGUUCUGCUUGUAGAUAAACCAGGAGCGUCUCCAUACAUUGAUUAGGAGAGGGGGGGCGAAAUAAUUAAAUUUAAUAUUAAUGAUUGAGAAAAAAAGACCGACAUACUUAGCACGAUUGGUAGACCACUGCUGUAGAUGAGAAGUUGGAAGAAGUUAAGAAGGUAGGAUAUAGAGGGAAAUUGUAUGUAUAUCUGUAAGCAAAAAUUAAUCAUUGCUAAUGAAAAACGAUUCUGAGCAGAGUUUGGUUAAUAGAAUUGCUUUUUCAACAAUAUAUAUAUUUAUGUUACAGUGAAAUAACUUUAUACUGAAACAAUUUGUAUGGAUCAGUAAUUCGAUUUGUUCCACAUAAUUUUUUACUAAAACAAUUUUCGUCAAAAUUUGAUAUUAAAAUUCUUAUAAAAAAAAUAUACAACAUUAAAUUAAAUUAAAUUUUUUAUUUUGACCGCAAAGUACGACUUAUAAUUAACCUCCUCCUUCUAUUCAAUUUUAAAGCAUUUCUGUUUAGUUUAACAAUUUUAUCCACAAAGUGCCUACCAAAUAAAAAUUACUAAUACAAUUAAAGUGUCUAUAAAUAACUUAAAUAUAGCCCAAAUGUUUUUAUAGUUUUGCACGUGAAAAUUGUUAAAUAUAAGUUUUCUGUCCAAAUUUCAAGUCUACAAAUAUGUUUAACUGAAUUACAAUAAAUAACACAAUUAAAAAUAAUAAAAAGCAUUAUUUUCGUAAAUUUCCUGUUUUUCUUACUUUUUGUCCCAAGUUUUUCCAGAUAUUAUGAGAACCACUUCGAAAAUCAAAAAAUGGCCUCUUUAAGUAGGUUCCAUCCAAAUAAUAUUUCCUUUCAGAAAUGGUGCCACAUGUACAUUUUGGGCCAAGAUUUCUGGUAAACAUUUUUGUUGUAGUGUAAAAAAAAAUUGUUUGUAAAACCAAUAAAUUCUUCGUUACACUCAGAAUGUAAAAAAUUUUAACAAAUAAUAUAUUUAUUAUAUCUACUUCUGAACCAAUGACUAUGCCAAAUGCCAAUGUAAGUCCACUUAUCUAGUGGGGAGGAAGCAAACGCUCACAUCGUCUCCCUCAGGGACGCACCUGAGGUAAACCCGACACUGCUUAUCCUACUACGGUUACGUUAUUUACUUAAUUCAUUACUCUUUACUAAGUAGGUACCUAUCUAUGUGUUAAGUAAAUAUGUAAAAAAGUAAGUAGGUAUAAUUGUCCGCGCUUCACAAAUUCUACAAAGAUCCUCUUAAUUUUCAUUGAUCUAAUUUGAUACUUAUAUACAGAUUAUGUUCGAAUUAUUCAACGUACCCAAUGCGGCGUUGAUUCCAAAAUUGGUUUUACCAUUGUACGGAAAUGGAAAGACCACCGGUUUGUCAAUAGAUUCUGGAUUCAAACAAACACAUGUCGUUCCCAUUUAUGAAGGAUAUCCAUUGAGACAUGCUAUGCGUAGCAUGCCAAUCGGCGGUCAGCACAUAACCAAAUAUUUAAUGAAACAGUUAAACGAUCGUGGCUAUAGUUUUACUACAUCAAAAAGUUGGGAAGAAAUACGAGAAAUUAAGGAAAAAAUGUGCUACUGUGCUUUGGACUUUGAAAAAGAAAUAUCCACUUUUUCAAAAAACAAGGAACAACAGUAUAAACUACCGGACGGAAUGAUAGUCUCGAUCAAAACCGAAGCGUUAGUAUUUUGAAUGGAAAGAAAGUUCUUAAAAUGUAUAGGAAACAGUGUUUAGUCGUUUAUUAAAAAGAAAAUUAGAAAAAUAGAAAACUUUUUUUGGAUUUUUCGUUUUUGCGGUAUAUGAGUUAAUCAGUAUAGUUUUCGAAAAGGGUAUACAUUCAUAUUUUAUGCAUUUAAGGAACGAAACUAAUCAGAUUCAAUAAUUCAUAAAGCCGUUCGAUUCACUCUCAAAAAAAUAUUUCACAACUCUUAUAUAUGUAGUAGCUAGUAGGUAGGAAUUCAGUAGAUAGUGAUGCUUUGUCAAUAAUAUAUGUUUUAUAAUAAAAUAAUUAAAUAGACUUUAUAUAUUUUCUUUAAUCAAAUUCGUUUAAUGUUGUACAGAUUUUCCCGGUUUUUCACAUUCGCUGGGAAAAUUCUUGGGAAAAUCAAAAAAUGACCUCUCUAAAGUACCUCACUAGUGAAAUUACCUUUUAUAAACAUUACUAUCAUUAAAAGUUGGAGUAAAAUUAAUGGUAGAAAAGUUGUACACAGGAAAAAAGAAGGUCGUAAUAUUUGUCAACUAUUAUUUCUUAUAUUUUCCGUUUUUCCGACAUUUUACCCCGGUUUUUUGCAGAUAUUACGAAAACCGCUUGAAAAAUCAAAAAGUGAUCUCCUUUAAGUGCCCUUUUCCUUUCAGAAAAUAAGCUACAUCGGAGCAAGAUUUCUGGUAGAAAAGUUUGCACAACAAAUCGUGGGAUAUUUUGCGUUUAAAAUAGUCCGAGCAGAUAUUAUUAGCCACAAUUUAUAAUUUUUUUCGUUGUUUAGUUAAAAGGGAGAAAAAAUGCAAACAUUUUCUCGAAACCCGAGUUUAAACUCACGAGCCCUAGGAUGACAAUAGGCAUGUAUAACCAUUAUACUAAGACACACAGUCUAUAGAAUGACAAUAUUAGAGUUAUUUAACAUAAAAUAUAAUAACUGCAUAAUACCACUACUUCAAAAAGCUAUAAUUUCGAAACCAUGUCAUUCCGCUCAAUCUUACUUCACCAUCGCACAACUCCUUUCACGUGAUUCACUUCUUUAAAUGAAAUUAAAUGUUGUUCAUAAAGUAAAUUGUACAAGUAUGUUAUUAAGCAUAAGUAGGUAUAGUUGUAUCAGAACACUUAUUUUAAACGAUAGGUUCAUUUAGUAUUCUAAAAAUCUAGAAAUAAAUAGGUAAAUAUACAUACCUACUUAAAUAUCUAGUCUACUUUACAAUAUUAGGAUAACAAUAAUGACAAUAUGAAUAUUAAAAGUAUAUUCAAUAAUAAUAUUUGAUUGAAUAAAAUCACAUAUUAGAUAAUCGUGUUUGGAAUAAAAAUAAAUGAUUUUCGAGUUAUAAUAUAAUUAUUAAUAUAUUAUGAACCAAUACGUUAUUAAUCUAUAAUCAGGUAUAAAAUGUUUUAGCUUCAAAUCGCCCGAAAUUUUAUUUAAUCCGGCAUUAUUCGACAUCGAAAAUGAACAAGGCGGACUUCAUGAUAUUGUACAAAGUUCAUGCAGUGCUUGCAAUAUUAAUGAACAAUCGACAAUGUACGAAAACAUCGUACUGGCUGGUGGCACUUCUAAAUUUCCAUUUCUAACCGAACGUUUAGAAUCUAUGUUAAAAAAAUUAAAUUUAUCUACUACAAAAAUUAAAAUAACUGCACGCCCAGAACGAAAAUAUUCUACGUGGAUUGGAGGUUCAAUUUUGGCUUCGAUUUCUACUUUUAGUAAAGUGUGGAUCAGCAAAUCUGAAUACGAAGAACGAGGACAAGAAAUUAUUCAAGAAAAGUGCAUUUUUUAA
Molecule: messenger RNA, 9322 nt
Organism: Cinara cedri
Lineage: Eukaryota; Metazoa; Arthropoda; Insecta; Hemiptera; Aphididae
Source: the annotation of a GenBank genome assembly